AUGAACGAUAGCGCAGAAACUUUAGAUCCGCGAGUACAGAUUGAAUUGGAGCGACUCAAUACAGCGACUGAUGAAAUCAACCGUCUUGAAGUUGAGUUAGAUGAGGCCCGACUGGCAUUUCGGCGUUUAUUGGCAGAGGGGCAUUUGCGUAUACAACAGCUAACAAAAAAAUUAGGCACAAGUGUACAUAAAGCCAGGCCUUAUUAUGAAGCAAGAUUCAGGGCUAACAUUACGUCUCAAGAGCUGCAGGCAGCCAACCUGGUGUACGAUAAAGCAAAUAGUGCUCAUGCUGCUGCAAGGGAGAUGGUAUACCUUGCUGAACAGGGUCUGGCCAGACUCGCUGACGGCUCUGGAGGGCUCACCUUGGAUCCAGCUUGGCAAGAAAUGCUCAAUCAUGCUACACAUAGAGUCAAUCAGGCCGAAGCAGACCGUGCAUCAGCUGCGGUAACACAAAGAACUAAAGCAGCGGCACACCGAGCUGCAGCAGCAUUAGUUCAACAGCUUCAGAAUAGUUUAAAACGCCACAUCGCUAAAUCCAGGCCGUAUUUCGAAGAGAAAGCGCGGAUAAACGCCGCUCUGGAAGCUCAAAAAGCUCGGAUACAAACCUUAGAAGAGCAGGUUACUGAUGCUAAACAGAAGUAUUCUUCGGCGCUGAGGAAUCUUGAAAGGAUAUCCGAUGAAAUACACAGACAUCGGUCAAGAAGACAAUCGACAAGAAACGAGAUGGAUCAAAUGACAAUAACAGAUACGGCGAGUGAGUCGAACGCAAGCGAAAAUUUGGAAGAGCUCUGCUCGCAGAACAACGAUGAGAAUGUUCGGGAGUGGUUGCGCAAAGUGGACAGGCCCGAUCCUGAUACCUGGACAGAGAUUGAUCUGGACUAUUCCAGUCCUGAAGAAAUAAGUUUCGAAAAGUGCUCGCUUCGUCCCCGUUCAAGUCCUGACAAGUCAUCACCGCCUAGUCCCUUGGAAUCAAAGGUGUCUGCAGCAUCACCGCGACGCAUCAUUCGCGUUGGUGAAAGGACGGCGGCCAUACGUGCUGAGUUAGAGCGUGGGCGACGGCAGAGUUUGGACACUAUACUCCACGAUACCGGGGAGAAAGUCUGUCCCUAUUUGGUGAGCGCCGUGGUUCAGGCUCCGCCCCACGCACUCCACGAAGGGCUUCUCCCCGCGCGCGUCGCUCCCCCCGCACCAUCCGGGGCUUCCUCUGCGUCAGACGAGAUAUACUCUGACACGGAUAGUCUAGCAAGCAUGGAAAUGCUGACAGACGAUCAAAUAGCAUCCCUCAUGCUAGACGCCCAACUGGAAGCCGUUUGCGAGAAAUUAGCUGGCGUUGCGCGUGCGCCGCGUUCCCCACAAUCACCGGAAUCACGGUUAUAA
Molecule: messenger RNA, 1377 nt
Organism: Leptosia nina
Lineage: Eukaryota; Metazoa; Arthropoda; Insecta; Lepidoptera; Pieridae
Source: the annotation of a GenBank genome assembly